UCCGGAGUGCGCAUGCGCCUGCGCCUGGCGGGAGUUUUCCGCCAACAUGGCGCUGCAGCCGAAGGCGUCGCUGAGCCUGGACGGGCCGGCCGAGCUGGGCUUCGUGCGCUUCUACCUGUCCAUGCCCGACAAGCCCGCCACCACCGUGCGCCUCUUCGACCGCGGCGACUACUACACCGCGCACGCCGAGGACGCCCUCAUGGCCGCCAGGGACGUCUUCAAGACCCAGGGCGUCGUCAAGAUGCUCGGGGCGCCCGGUGCCAAGAGGCUGGAAAGCGUGGUGCUCAGCAAGAUGAACUUCGAGGCCUUCGUGCGCGACCUCCUCUUGGUGCGGCAGUAUCGCGUCGAGGUCUUCAAGAACAAGGCGGGGAGCAGAGCCGCCAAGGACAACGACUGGCACCUGGCCUACAAGGCGUCCCCGGGCAACCUCUCCCAGUUCGAGGAAGUGCUCUUCGGCAACAGCGACUCGUCCACCUCCAUCGGCGUGGUGGGCGUCAAGCUGUCGACGGUCGACGGCCGCAGGUGCGUGGGCGUCGGCUACGUGGACUCGACCCGCAGGAAGCUGGGCCUCUGCGAGUUCGCCGACGACGACCAGUUCUCGAACCUCGAAGCGCUGCUCGUGCAGAUCGGACCCAAAGAGUGCGUGCUCCCGGGCGGGGACGCGGCGGGGGACAUGGGGAAGCUGAGGCAGGUCGUCCGGAGGGGGGGAAUCCUCACCUCGGACCGGAAGAAAGCCGAAUUCGCCACCAAGGACGUCGUGCAGGACCUGAACCGCCUGCUCAAAGCCAAGAAGGGGGAGGCGGUGAACAGCGCCGCCUUGCCGGAGUUGGAGAACCAGGUUGCCAGCGCCUCCUUGUCAGCUGUAAUCAAGUAUCUCGAACUCUUAUCCGAUGACUCCAAUUUUGGACAGUUCGAAUUGAUGACUUUUGACCUCAGCCAGUACAUGAAACUGGAUAACGCGGCCGUCCGAGCCCUGAACCUCUUUCAGGGUUCAGUGGAAGACACCAGCGGCUCCCAGUCGUUAGCUGCCCUGCUCAACCGCUGCAAAACUCCUCAAGGGCAGAGGCUGGUUAAUCAGUGGAUCAAGCAACCGCUUCUGGAUAAGAACAGGAUAGAGGAGAGGCUGAAUCUGGUGGAGGCUUUCGUCGAAGACGGGGAGCUGAGGCAGACGCUACAGGAAGACCUCCUCCGCCGGUUCCCGGAUCUCAACCGGCUGGCCAAAAAGUUUCAGAGACAGGCGGCCAACCUGCAAGACUGCUACCGGAUCUAUCAGACCAUCAAUCAGUUGCCUGGUGUCAUCCAGGCCCUGGAAAAGUAUGAAGGAGCACAUCAGAUGUUGCUGCUGGCAAUCUUUGCCACGCCGCUGAGCGAUCUCCGUUCCGAUUUCUCCAAGUUUCAGGAAAUGAUCGAAACGACGCUAGACUUGAAUCAGGUGGAAAACCAUGAAUUCCUCGUCAAGGCCUCCUUUGAUCCUAACCUGACGGAGCUGCGGGAGACGAUGAACAGUUUGGAGGAGAAGAUGCAGUCCGCCCUCGCCAGCGCCGCCCGCGAGCUAGGGUUGGAAGCAGGAAAAAGCGUUAAACUGGAGUCCAACGCACAGAUGGGGUUUUACUUCCGAGUGACCUGCAAGGAAGAAAAAUCUCUCCGGAACAACAAGAAGUUUAACACGUUGGACAUCCAGAAGAACGGCGUCAAAUUCAACAACAGCAAACUGAGCUCCUUGAACGAAGAGUAUACCAAAAGCAGAGAAGAGUACGAAGAAGCCCAGAAUGCCAUCGUUAAGGAAAUUGUCAACAUUUCUUCGGGCUACGUGGAGCCCAUGCAGGCCCUGAACGACGUCCUGGCCCAGCUGGACGCCAUGGUCAGCUUCGCCCACGUGGCCACCAGCGCUCCCGUCCCCUACGUCCGCCCGACCAUCCUGGACAAGGGCCACGGUCGGCUGGCGCUCAGGGGCUGCAGGCACGCCUGCGUCGAAGUCCAGGACGAGGUGGCCUUCAUCCCCAACGACGUGGUCUUCGAGAGGGGCAGGCAGACGUUCCACAUCGUGACAGGCCCCAAUAUGGGAGGCAAGUCGACGUACAUCCGGCAGACGGGCGUGGUGGUCCUCAUGGCCCAGAUCGGGUGCUUCGUCCCCUGCGAGGCCGCGGAGGUGUCCAUCGUCGACCGCAUCCUGGCCCGCGUCGGGGCCGGCGACAGUCAGCUCAAGGGCGUCUCGACCUUCAUGGCGGAGAUGUUGGAGACGGCCUCCAUCCUCAGGUCGGCCUCCCGGGACUCGCUGAUCAUCAUCGACGAGUUGGGGCGGGGCACGUCGACCUACGACGGGUUCGGGCUGGCCUGGGCCAUCUCCGAGUACAUCGCCACCCGCGUCGGGGCCUUCUGCCUCUUCGCCACCCAUUUCCACGAGCUGACGGCCCUGGCCGACCAGCUGCCCGCGGUCAACAACCUGCACGUCACGGCGCUCACCAGCAACGACACCCUGACGAUGCUCUAUCGCGUCAGGCCAGGGGUGUGCGACCAGAGUUUCGGGAUUCACGUAGCGGAGCUGGCCAGCUUCCCCAAGCACGUGAUCGAGAGCGCCAAGGAGAAAGCCCUGGAGCUGGAGGAAUUCCAGAACAUCGGAAAACCGCGGGAGUCGGAUGAAUCCGAGCCCGCCGCCAAGAGAUGCUACCGGGAGAGAGAGCAAGGCGAAAAGAUCAUCCAGGACUUGCUGUCCAAGGUGAAGGCGUUGCCCUUCCCGGAGAUGUCCGAGGAGGACAUCCGCACCAAGCUGAAGCAGCUGAAAGCCCAGGUGGUAGCCCAGAACAACGGCUUCGUCAACGAAAUCAUCGCCCGCGUCAAGGUGUCUUCCGAGACCCGCCUCCCCAGAGCCCCGGCCCCGUAGCGGCCGUCGUCUUCCCGAGUCACGGGGCGAUCCGCGCUUCACCCCGCCUUUUAUCGUUCUGUACAUAGCGACCUCCUUGCCCGUCGGCCGGAAGGCAACACUCCCCCCGACCCAGAGUAAUAAAAAGUGGUUCACGGAAA
Ornithorhynchus anatinus (platypus) is the source of this 3021-nucleotide messenger RNA. RefSeq names its product mutS homolog 2 (gene MSH2). Bases 47 to 2881 code for a protein of 944 amino acids. Gene Ontology annotation, biological process: mismatch repair; somatic recombination of immunoglobulin genes involved in immune response; mitotic recombination. The record is from RefSeq and is a predicted model, not a curated record. Gene Ontology annotation, cellular component: MutSalpha complex; nucleus. Gene Ontology annotation, molecular function: ATP binding; ATP-dependent DNA damage sensor activity; mismatched DNA binding. NCBI's taxonomy places the organism in Eukaryota, Metazoa, Chordata, Mammalia, Monotremata, Ornithorhynchidae. The transcript has 16 exons.